Molecule: messenger RNA, 4058 nt
Organism: Pyricularia oryzae 70-15
Lineage: Eukaryota; Fungi; Ascomycota; Sordariomycetes; Magnaporthales; Pyriculariaceae
Exons: 4
Coding region: 632-3811 (1059 amino acids)
Biological process (GO): proteolysis
Cellular component (GO): cytoplasm
Molecular function (GO): calcium-dependent cysteine-type endopeptidase activity
Source: RefSeq, a predicted model, not a curated record
CUGCCGGACGUUCGCCCGCGCCUUUUUGCUUGGUUCCGCUAAUCGUCGCAUCUAGAAGCACUUUUCCCCAAAUCCUGGGUUAGCCUGCACUCAAUGAGUCGAUACCCUCGAGGCUCUUUGGACAAGGGGGGGACCCCCACCGCUCUUCCCUCCGUGCUCUCUUUCGAUGUCUUAUAUUCCCCGUUCUCGAUUCUCGACUCUCUUGGUUUCUGACAGAUUGUCUUUUUCCUAAUUUCUCCCGCCCAUCACUGGCACAACCUUGAUAGGUGACAGGAAACUGUUUUCUUGUGUGGAUAUCUGUUUGUUUACCCGCGUGCACGUGCGCCCGUCUUUCUGAUCGCCUUGUACGCCUUGCUAGAACCAGUCUAGUUGCUCAAGAAGCCCAGGCGGCCUUGGACUCAGUGUCAGGUGUCAGGUGCUUUGAACUAAACAAGACCGGCGAUCUCACUGCUCAAGUCCGAACACGACCCUGAAGAUACGAACCAGUCGAUCUUUUUAUAUCAUAAUUAUUAUUAUUAUUUUUGUUUAUUCGACUGUUUAUUAGUAACUCAUCCACCAAGCCACAUCCAGUACUUUCAGACCUCCUCCCCUCUUUCUUUCCAUCAUAUACCCCCCUCAACACACAAAAAUCAUGUUUGCACCAAGGGGCAAGGGCUACGACUCCGACUCGGAGGACGAGUGCCAGCGUUUGACACCCAGCCCAGGUACUUCCUCUAGCGCUGUCUCGUUACAGUCAUCAGGACGCGCCAGGAAGGAAAAGCCAUCGCUGGGAGCGGGCGGCAACAAUGGUGACGACAAGAAGAAGAAGAAGAUCAAGUUGCCGCCUCAGCACAGCAUCGACAAGAUCUGGGAGCGGUUCUCCAAGAAGACUUUUACCAAGGCCCUCAGCAUCCUGCCGUUUGAGCCCGUGCCUGCGUCGACUUCGUCGGAGCGGGAAAACGAGCUCCUGUGGGCUGGCUACGAGAGGGCGGCGGAUGAGUGCAGGCGCAAGGUGCGCAAGAUCAUUCAGGAGUGCAAGAGGGUCAACCAGAGAUAUAGGGAUCCCGGGUUCGACUUGGACUGGGAUCUCAAAUGGGAAAAGGGAAACACUCUCAACUAUCUCGGAAAGACCAAAUUCGCACUCAACACGUCGACUCUCCAGGAUCCGAGCUCAACGGUGCCAAAAGCUGUCAAGCGUGUGCAUGAAAUCUUUGACAACCCGACCUUUAUGAAAAAUGUCAAUGGAUCGGAUGUCAAGCAGGGGGGCCUGGGCGACUGCUGGCUAAUGGCCAGUAUGAGCGGCCUGGCGAACGUGGAGGGCGCCAUCCAGAGGACCUGUGUCGAGUACAAUACUCGUAUUGGUAUCUAUGGUUUUGUGUUUUACAAAGAUGGCGAGUGGAUUUACUCCAUAAUCGACGAUAAGCUCUUCCUCAAAUCGCCAAAUUGGGACAACAGGAGUAUGCAGCGCGAUCUUUUACAGCAAAUCGAGCGCGAGGAAGCCGAGAUGGUGUACCGCAAGACGUACCAAACCGGCUCCAAGGCACUAUUCUUUGGCCAAAACAAGGACCAAAACGAGACCUGGGUGCCUCUUUUGGAAAAAGCUUACGCCAAGGCCCACGGAGAUUACGCAUCCCUUGCUGGGGGAUGGAUCGGCGAGGGUCUCGAAGAUCUGAGCAGCGGUGUGACGACCGAGCUGCUAACCUCUGACAUUCUCGACACCGACGUCUUCUGGGAUAACGAACUCAACAACAGCAACAAGGAGUUCCUCUUUGGGUGCUCGACCGGUCUGCUCGACGGCGGCACGGGUACUAGGGAUGGCAUCCAAGAGCGACAUGCCUACAAUGUUGUUGAGACGCGGACACUCAAAGACGGCACCCGGUUGGUCAAACUUCGUAACCCCUGGGGCGCCAAGGGGCGAGGCAUCUGGGAAGGAGCAUACUCUGACGGAUCCAAGGAGUGGAACCGGCAGGUGCAGGAGGAGCUGGGCCACUCCUUUGGCAGCGACUCGGUCUUUUGGAUCACGUACGACGACCUGCUCCGCAAGUUCCAACAUGUCGACCGCACGCGCCUGUUCAGCGACCCGGACUGGCGCGUCAGCCAGCGCUGGAUCGGCGUCGACGUGCCGUGGCGCGCCCAGUACCACGAAAAGUUCCACGUCAAGCUGACCAAGGACUCGCCGCUGGUGCUGGUGCUGUCGCAGCUCGACGACCGCUACUUCAAGGGCCUGCGCGGCCAGUACGUCUUUGACCUGCACUUUCGCGUGCACGAGCAGGGGCGGCCCGACGCCGAGGACUACAUUGUCCGCUCGCACGCAAACUACCUCAUGGAGCGGUCCGUCGGCGUCGAGCUGCCCGACAUGGCCGCCGGCAACUACAGCAUAUGGAUCUGCGUCGGCGGCGAGCGCCUCAACGGCUCGUCGAGCGUCGAGGAGGUCGUCGCCAGGGAGUGCCGCGCCCGCGUCGAGAACGAGAAGCUCGCGCAGGUCGGCAGGGCCUACGACCUCGCUCACAGCAAGGCGGCCGCCCACCUGGCCGAGGUGGCAAGGCAGCGCCGAGCCUGCGAUCACUCCAAGGCCGACGAGGAGCGCAAGAAGGAGAGGAAGGCAAAUUGGGAGAGGAGGCGGCUGCAGACAGUCGUGCACAAGAAGCAGAGGGAUAAGAACCUGGCCAAGAGGGAGCGUAGAAAGAAGGAGAGGAGGGAGGCUGCUGAGAAGAAGAAGGCUGAGGAGGAGGCCGCAAAGGUAGCGGCCGAACCCAAGGUCGAAGAUGCGAAGACGGACGACGCAGACAAGAGCCAGACUGAGGACAAGCCUGCUGCAGAGACUGCGGAUACCCCAGCAGACGAACCCAAGGCGACAGACGAGGCCGCCGCAGUGGAGACAGCCACCAAAGCAGACGAGACAGCUGCCGAAGCAGACAAGCAAGAUACCGAAGAAAAGCCAACUCACAGCGACGUCGCGACCGACGCCUCCAGCACAGAGUGCAAGCAAGACGCCGAAAGCACCACCUCCAGCGACAGCUCGCCCCAGGACACACCCAUGGACACACCCCAGAGCGAAAAGUCAGACACCGUCACGCCAGGCCCCGAUGCCGACAGCGGCAGCGAAAAGGUGCCAGUGCCGCCGGUGACAGGCGGCCCUCCACCAGAGCCCGAGUCGAACAACGCCACCACCACGUCCACCCUGCCAAUCGUCUGCCAAUACCACAAGGACCAGCAGGCCGAGGCCCAGAAGCAGCUGCUCGCCGCCCAAGAAGAACAAAAGAAGCUGGAGCAGCAGCAGCGAGAGCAGCAGCAGCAACAACAACAACAACAAGCCCAAAACCAGCGCGACCCCUACUCGGAGGACGACUCGUCCGACUCCCCGGUCAGCGACUGGGACGACCUGUUCGACUCGUCCGACGACGACACGGCCAACCCCAAGGUGCAGCUGCGGGAGCAGACGGCCGCCGCCCAGGCCGCGGGGCUGCCGAACCCCGUGCUGGUCGACGUUGACGAGACGGACAACGAGGACGCGCGCGCCGAGCCCUGGAACGCCGUCUGCGUCGUCGGCUUCAGGGUCUACAGCAAGGACGAGGCGCUCGAGCUGAGGGUCGUCAUGGAGGGUGGCGGGCUGUCCGAGGGCGGCAUGGGCGAGAAGGGGGAGAUGGACCUCGACGACGCCAUGAACAACGCUGGCGGGGCCAGGGGCGAAGUCAAGAAGGACGAUACCAACAAGGAGGACGGCGGUGGCGAGUUGGCCAAGUAUGCCACCAUUGUAAGCAAGGACGGUGAGGAGUACGAGAAGGCUGCUGUGCCGCCGGUUUCUGCAAAGGACGGAGAGGACAAAUCAUGAUCACCAUGGACGGAAGAGCAUUUUGUUUUUUAUUCUUCUUUUUUUGGGCUUGAAUAGCUUUGUGUUGAUUUUGCUAAACAGCGAGGCGCCUCGGGAGUGCGGGCUUUUCUCCUUGGGCUAUGAGAUUGAUAUACAUACAUGUGAACAACUCCUGGGUAUCAAAACCGUUCAGGUCAGACCAUAGACAUAAGACAUAAAGUAUCUUGGGAAAAGCAAUGCACCACCUCUAAUGCAUAUCGGUACCGCC